AUGCGGGAUCACUUGGAGACAGUGUUUCCGACAGAAACUGCCGAGGGAAUGGACCGACGUCAGGGCGUGCUACAAGAGUUGGAGAGAAUGUUCCAUGAUUGGAUGUCCAAGCUGUGCGUGGAAGCAAACCUUCCCGAGGAGGAGAUCAGAAAGUCCACCGUCAAGAUCACAACAUUGGGCUCUUACAGGCUUGGGGUUGUGCAUCCUGGCAGCGAUAUCGACACGUUGUGCAUUGCACCGCCUGUCAUUCGCCGGGAGGAUUUCUUCUCAACGUUUGCCAGCCAGCUGGAGCAGCACGAAGAUGUAACGGAAUGCGUGCCGAUUCCCGAUGCGUACACGCCGAUCGUCAAGCUGAAGAUGCGUGGAGUUUGCAUCGAUCUCCUGUUCGCUCGGCUAGCGCGGGCACCAGAGGCAGAACUAGCAGAAGAGGUUGUAAAAGAGGACGAGGUCCUCAAGAAUAUGGAUGAGAAGAGCGUACGGUGCCUGAAUGGAUUUCGUGUGGCAGAUCAAAUCUUGAAUCUGGUUCCAGACCAGGAGACCUUUCGACGGACGCUCCGGUUUAUAAAGUACUGGGCCAGGAGAAGAGGUGUCUACUCCAACAUCGUUGGCUUCUUUGGCGGGAUUACAUGGUCUCUAUUGGUGGCCAGGAUCUGCCAGCUCUAUCCAUAUUAUGCACCGAACCAGCUCAUCAACAGGUUUUUGUCAGGUUGCAGGCAUUCGGUGCGUGGCCGUAUACAACCAGAUCCGCACAUCCAUGUCUUGCGGCCCCUUGUAGCCGGGAAGCCGGCUUCGCCAAUGGCGCAGCCACCCUCACCAAGGCAUUUCAUUCCGACACCACCCGAAGAGCCUCGACAGCGUCCGCGGCGGCCUGUUCAUGCAUUCCAGGGCAAGAGCUCCUCGCAGAAAGAUGUCAGCCAGUCCAGACCAUCAUUGGGGAACCAGACACGGACGGCCCCACCAACGCCGGACGAGUCUUCGGCAUCGAGGGAGAAGCGAAGGACAGAGCAAGAAGCAGAGGUGUCGGAUGUGGACCUGAAGAAGAUCAAUGAGCAAUUGGCGAAGCGGAAGCCCUCAAUACACGGUGGGCGGAGUUUCUUCAAAUGGUCCUUCCGGUUCUUCCGCUUGUACCACCAAUGGAAUUGGACAAGGCCCGUGACACUCUGCGACAUCGUUGAUCCAGCCAAUGUUCCGGGAAUGACUUCGUUCAAGGUCUGGAACCCAAAGACCAAUCCGGCAGACCGACAACAUGUGAUGCCUGUGAUAACGCCCGCGUUUCCAUCAAUGAAUUCCACUCACAAUGUGACCGAGACGACAAAGCGAAUCCUGCUGGAUGAGUUCAAGCGGGGCUUCGAGUUAGUGCAGAACGUCGAAGGCAACAAGGCAGAAUGGAGCGACGUUUAUGCCCCAUUUCCGUUUUUCGACGAGUUUAAGCAUUUCCUCAUGAUCGAGAUCCUGGCAACGUCUGAAGAUGUGUACAACAAGUUCAGUGGCUGGGUGGAAAGCAAGCUCCGGAUUCUCGUCAUGCAGUUGGAAGCGGUCAAUGGGAUGCGAAUUCAUCCAAAUCCCCUACAGUAUACUCUGCCAAAAGACGGCGAUGCCAAUUGGCCAUUUGGGUGCGGCAUGUUCUUGGGAUUGAUGUUUACACCGGAAGCUGGAGCGCAGCCCGACCUGCAGAUCGACCUGCGUCCUGCAAUCACAGCUUUCAUGGAGGUCAUUCUGUCCUGGGCCGACCGAGAUGCCAACGUGGGUCAGUUCCGGAUGCGGUUGAAGCGAUUGGCUGCGGCAGACCUGCCCGAGUACGUAACG
Messenger RNA from Symbiodinium sp. CCMP2456, 1806 nucleotides. The record is from the annotation of a GenBank genome assembly. NCBI's taxonomy places the organism in Eukaryota, Dinophyceae, Suessiales, Symbiodiniaceae.